This is a messenger RNA of Spizellomyces punctatus DAOM BR117, 1842 nucleotides long. RefSeq names its product transcription factor tfb2. The coding region runs from base 78 to 1511 and encodes 477 amino acids. The record is from RefSeq and is a predicted model, not a curated record. Gene Ontology annotation, cellular component: transcription factor TFIIH holo complex; transcription factor TFIIH core complex. Lineage: Eukaryota; Fungi; Chytridiomycota; Chytridiomycetes; Spizellomycetales; Spizellomycetaceae. Gene Ontology annotation, biological process: nucleotide-excision repair. Gene Ontology annotation, molecular function: double-stranded DNA binding; ATPase activator activity. The transcript is spliced from 14 exons.
CUGUAUCUUCCUGUCGCUUGACGGAGUUUUCGUAAACAUCUAGUGCCGGGAUCUGGAGAUGUUCAGGCGAUCGAAACAUGUCGGACUCAUUGGCUACCGUAAAGAAUAGUAUCCAAGAGUACCUAGAAACUCUCCCCAAACAAACAUUUGACAAACUCUACACUCAGCCUGCAACAUGUUUAGCCGCGCUUCGACUCCUUCCACCUGUCGCCAAGCAGAUCGUGAUGCGACUACUCUAUACACAACGCCCCGUCCUGAAAGCAGAUGUUGAAGCUUGGUGCUUUCAGGAGCAUCGCAGCGAUCUCCGAGAUAGUCUGAAAAAGCUUGCCAAAAUGAAUAUUUGCACAGAGACCGGUAGCGAACAUCUCCAGAUCAAUCGAAUCUUUCAAGAGAAUAUGCAUAAUGCUCUGGUUGGCGGUGGUACACAUGCGAGUUUCGGAAAGCCUGCCGAUACCCAGGAUAAAUAUGAGGUAGACAUUCCUUUUCUCGAUCGGUAUGCAUCUGAAGCCUGGGAGGCGGUACUACACUACCUUGUUGGCACACCAACUGAGAAACGACCGAAGGCAGUCGGAAGAUUACUUGUUGCAUCUGGACUACAAGAGCAAGAUGGCCGGUCUGGUGUAACGGACGAUGAAAGAACCAUGAUCACAAGCAAAGGAUUUCAAUUUCUAUUGCUAGAUGUCAAUGUUCAAGUGUGGUCGCUCUUGCUCCAGUAUCUUGAACUGGCAGAGAGGCAACUGCAAAUGGAUAUCGUGGAGGUCCUGAAUUUCCUGUUCCAAGUUGGCAGUUUGGAGCUUGGUCAGUCAUAUUCAAUAGAUCCUUUGACGGACACUCAAAAGAUGGUUCUGGAAGACCUCAAAUGGUUUGGCCUCUUCUAUCAAAGGAAGAAAAAAUCGAGCAGGUUUUACCCCACACGAAUGGCGACAUCCCUCACGUCAGGUUCAAUGAUUGCUGCACGGAAGCCAGAAGAAGGUCAUGGAUAUAUUAUUGUGGAAACCAACUAUCGAAUAUAUGCUUAUACGGAGUCUCCUUUGCAAAUCGCUAUUUUAAGUCUCUUUGUCUCCCUGCAAGCACGCUUCCAGAAUAUGGUUGUGGGGCUAAUUACACGUGAUGGAGUAAGAGAUGCGCUAGCGAAAGGAAUCACAGCCGAUCAAAUCAUUACCUACCUCACCGCACAUGCACAUCCGGAGAUGAGGAAACAGUCGCCAAUUUUGCCCGAGACGGUUGUUGAUCAGAUUCGAUUAUGGGAAAUGGAGCGGAAUAGACUGCGAGUGUCUAGAGCCUACAUGUACAACGACUUCCCCGACAUACAGGAGUACAAGCAACUCAGCGAUUAUGCAGAGCCAUUUGGUGCGAUUCUCUGGAAGAAUGAUAAGAAGCGGAUUUUGGUGGUAACUGAGGAGGGUCACGAGCAAGUCAAAGCGUUUAAGAAGAGAAAGCAGGCUGCCAAAGGGAUUCCUGGAAGUGGGGGUCAUGGCCGAGCACAAGCAUCUCCUCUCCCUUCACGAUGAUGCCAAAGAAGCCAGGGUAAAACGAUUUGACAAGAUACUGGCAGUGCCUCUUUGUGUGUCGGGUGUUCUCGUCACGCUGAAUUGGCCAAUUGCUGAUGUGCACAUUCCACCUAAUGCCGUCAGUUCACCAGCCCUAUAGUGUUAUAAUUGGUAACAUUCCGGAUUGCCGUUUAUUCCGUGCAUACAGAGCGUGUUUGGAUAAUGCAGAUGUUCUCUUCAGAAUGGAUAAUUAAACACAUGCGCUUCAGAUUCUAUGGACUAGAUAGUUUAUGCAAAAGCUUCAUCCCUGUCGUCCGUAUCUCGAAUGCUCAACACCUCAAUUUGUCCUCUA